AUGGCCCAACACAAGAUCCACGUGGCCGUGUUAGAUGCCGACAUCCCCUGCCUCUCAGUAUACAGAGCGCGGGGUCUAUACAGCUCUCAAUUCCGCGUCCUCCUGCAAGCAGCCGCUCAACGCCUAAACAUAACACCAGAAACCCUCCAAAAAGGUCAGCUGGCUGUCCAUGUAACAGCCUUCGAUGCCGUAGGCGGGUCCCUACCUCCUCUGGAAACCCUACGAACCAAACCUCAGUCCCCAGGCGAGCCUCACGCCGGCGGACCAUUGAGUCCAAUAGACGCAAUCCUAAUCACGGGCUCAGCAUCCUCAGCCUAUGAAGACCAACCCUGGAUUCACGCAAUGCAAUCCUACCUCCAAACAGUGCACAUCCACUACCCAAACAUAAAAAUCUUCGGCUCCUGUUUCGGGCACCAGAUAAUCGCCCAAGCCCUCCUCAGCACCAACGCAAACCCCAACACCGCACCAACAUCAACAUUCCACGUCGCGCACUCCCCCGCCGGCUAUGAAAUGGGCAUCCAGCCCAUCACCCUCCAUCCCUCCUUCACCGCGCGCUUCCCGCCUCUCGCACGCGCCACAGCUCAGAGCCCAUUCCGCAUCCAGCUGAUCCACAGCGACGUGGUGAUGCCCACGCCCGAGGCUGAAGCUGCCGCGAACCAGGCGGGAGUCUCGCUGCCGGCACCGUGGUCUAGUAUCGGGAGUAGUGCGCAGUGCGCAAUUCAGGGUCUUUAUAACCCUGGCCGGGUCCUGACGUACCAGGGUCACUUUGAAUUCGAUACUUUUGUUAAUGGGGAGCUUGCGCAAGAGUUUGGGCGUCGUGCGGGUUGGUCGGCGACCGUUGUGGGAGAGUAUUUGGAGCAGAUUUAUCGCUCGGGGGUUCCUGGGUUGGAGGAUGAUGAUGAUGCUAAGGCUGCGGCUGACGCAGUUUUGUUAUUCUUUGCUGGGGAGGAUGUGGAUUUGAUGGGGUGUGGUGGUGGUACUACACCUCCCCAGUAUUGA
Messenger RNA from Penicillium samsonianum, 999 nucleotides. Its product is annotated as type 1 glutamine amidotransferase. Bases 1 to 999 code for a protein of 332 amino acids. NCBI's taxonomy places the organism in Eukaryota, Fungi, Ascomycota, Eurotiomycetes, Eurotiales, Aspergillaceae. Gene Ontology annotation, cellular component: cytosol; nucleus. The record is from RefSeq and is a predicted model, not a curated record. The transcript has a single exon.